AUGUCUCCUAAAGAAUGUGUUAUAAUUCAAGUAUGUGGAAUUCAUUGUGGAAGUCCUAUUGAAAGUUUCAGAAUGAAUGCACAAUUUGCCAAAGAUCGUGCGAAACAAGGAAUGAAGAAAAAUACGAAUACGUUGUUCGAAAUAACUUGGAUUAAAUAG
This is a messenger RNA of Dentiscutata erythropus, 159 nucleotides long. The record is from the annotation of a GenBank genome assembly. NCBI's taxonomy places the organism in Eukaryota, Fungi, Glomeromycota, Glomeromycetes, Diversisporales, Gigasporaceae.